Symbiodinium sp. CCMP2456 is the source of this 4404-nucleotide messenger RNA. Lineage: Eukaryota; Dinophyceae; Suessiales; Symbiodiniaceae. The record is from the annotation of a GenBank genome assembly.
AUGGACACGGUCUGGCUGCCGACGGUGGGGCAGAAGAAGAAGAAGGUCGCACUCAACAUCAUCGACUAUGCCAGCCACUUCCAGAUGAUGAUCCCUCUCCGAGGACGCAGCCCCGAAGCAGCAUGGUCGGCCUACCGACAAUGGGUCAAGUUCUUUGGCCCGGCUAAACAAAUUUGGGCAGACCAGGGAAGCGAGUUCAAGGGUUCCUUUAGGGUCCGUACGGCGCAGGAAGGCACCCGGAUGGAUCCGAGUAGUUUGGAAGCUCCGACGCGGGGGCUUGCCGAACGUCAUGGCAAGACCUACAAGAUCAUGCUCGAGAAGACCAUGGCGGACUACAACUGCGGGACCUACUCCGAAUGGGCUGAACUCGUGGACACGACCAUGAUGAUGAAGAACAGGCUCGCCUCCCGGGGAGGCGUCUCUCCAGUUCAGCGAGUCUUGGGUUUUCUACCAAGGCUUCCGGGAGGACUUCAUUCCGGAGGACAAGAUGAUGCCGAGGCGGGAGCACAACCCCGGCUAGGAGACGCCGGGAUCCAGCGAUCUAUGGACAUGAGAAAGGCCGCGGCGAAGGCCUUCUUUGAGAUUGAUUGUGACCAGGCCCUCAAGAAUGUUCUGGCUGGAGGACCCAGACCACAUUACGAUUACCAGGUCGGCCAGAUGGUCUACUUCUAUCGCCUGGGUCAUUCCAAGAAAGGGGACCGGCCACACCAACGGUGGCAUGGACCGGCAAGGGUGGUCAUGACGGACUACCCGUCGACGAUCUGGUUGAGCUACCAGGGCAACCUUGUGAAGGCCGCACCAGAACGGAUACCGAAGAAGAGUCCCUCACCAUCUCCGGAUGGCUGGAUGGGCUCACCAGUGUCAAGGAGGAGUUCGAGAAGCAGCCGAGGCGAAGCUACAUCGACCUCAGCGACGAGCCCCUUCCCGUCGCCGAGGAGGACCAGGAGGACUAUAUCCCCGACGAGCCCGACAACGAGGACCCCGGACCAGGAGGACAACGAGCCCGUGCGAAGACGAAUGCGCGGCAAGACGGACCCUCACCGGCUCCUACAAGGCGAGGAGGAUCAGGUACCGACUGUUUUCCCGGCACCGAGGAACGCAGCGGACGAGGACGUGAACCUGGAACCCAUGGACUUGGACGAGAGACAACUGUCGGCUGAUCACCUGCCGGCCCCUAUUGCGGAAGAUGACGAGGACGAGGCCGUGGAACCACCGACGAAGCGUACCAGGGUACACCUCCUCGAGACCUACUACGCGAAGCUGGAGACGCUCUUCAAGACACGGCAAAGGAAGGAGGUCAAGUUGAAGGACCUCAAUGCCCGGGACCUACAGAGCUUCCUGCUGGCGGCCGAAAAGGAGGUGAACAACAACCUGGAGACGCAGGCCUACGAGAAGCUUGACGCCGAGACCAGUGCGUACAUCCGGCGGACCAAGCCGGAUCGAAUCAUGGAGUCGCGGUUCGUACGGACGGCGAAACCACUGGAGCCAAGCGACAUCGACAAGGCGACCAUGGACGGCACCAUCCUCUCCGAGGCACAUGGAGGACCAUGCAAGGCGAAAGUAAGACAUGUCAUGAAAGGUUUUUCUGAAGACGGGGCUGAGGAACUAGACUCGGCCACACCACAGGUGACCCGUGAAGGAGUCAUGUUCGUGACGCAGCUGAUUGCGAGCAAAAGGUGGAAACUCGGGUUUCUUGAUUUUAUUCAAGCCUUUCAUUCUGGAGAUCCUAUCGAUCGAGAACUGUAUGCUGAGCAGCCUCCCGAGGGCAUUCCAGGAAUGGGGAAAGGUGAGUUGUUAAAGCUGAUCAAGACUUGUUAUGGUCUUCUGGACGGUCCCAUGGCGUGGUUCAGGCACCUUCGUAGGGCUCUCUUAGAGGAGUUAGGCUACACCCAAAGCCUGGCUGACCCCUGCAUUUAUUUUCUUCAUGACUUCAAGAAGAAGGGUUGGGACAAGUUGAUUGGUGUCGUGUCUGUUGCUACUGAUGAUUUGCUGCAUGGCGGUGAUGAUGAACACCAGCGACGCAUGGAAGUGUUGAAUCGUAAGUACAAGUUGGGUAAGUUUCAGUACGGAUCAGGGCGAUUUACCGGCAAGCAGUUCACACCGCAACCGGACGGCAGCAUAGUGACUGAGCACUACGUCACUGAGAAGGUCCAGCGGAUUACUCUUACAAAGGCUCGAAAGGCCCAGCGGUACUCUCAUUGCACAGAAGAUGAGAUAAGUCAGAUGAGGUCUCUCAUCGGGGCCCUCUCCUGGCUCGCCAAGGAAACCAGGCCCGACCUUAGUGGCCGGGUAUCACUUCUCCAACAACAGUUCCCGAGGCCCCGGGUUAAAGACAUUAUCAGUGCAAAUCAACUGGCGUCUGAAGCCGAGAAACAUGAUGUUGGCAUCAAGAUUAGCCCUAUCCCCAUAGAACGGUUGAGGGUAAGCGCUGUUACCGAUGCAUCAUGGGGCAAUGCGGCCGAUGGAGAGAUACAUGAGAGUAGCAAGGACUUCUGGACGAAGACCCCGGAUCAUUGGGUUCGUCACCACGUCUGCCCCAGGAAGACCCUGUUUCAUCCUGGCAUGACUGAUUCAGGACCUGAUCUGCAUGCGAUCAAGCCCAACCGGCGGACAUUGAUUCGUCAGGACGGACAGGAGCGUGAACAAGACGAUCCCUGGAACACACCCAAGCUGGGUAUGGUUCCCGGGGAAGCCUGGGUUGGACAGAGCAUCUUUACAAAGUAUCAAACUGGGUUGCGACAUCAAGAGAUUUCAGAGGGUUUUCUUCAGAACAAGCGGACUCAGAGUCAGGGCGGGCACCUGAUUAUAUUUCAUGAUCAGGAUCUUCAGUUCGAGCCCUCUGCAAGGAUUUCCAUCACCAGCUGGAAGAGCUACCGUCUGAAGAGAAAAGUUGUGAACACACUUUCCGCUGAAUGUCAGGCCCUGGUGAAUGGCAUUGGCAAUGUUCAUUGGCACAGGUUUCUGUUGAUGGAGGCUAGCGGGGAAAGCUGCGAGAAUUCGGACUGGGAAGGCGCUCUUACCAAGGUGCCGUACCUCGCGGUGACAGACUCCAAAUCCCUCUUCGAUGCCCUUUCAAAACAAACCUGCCCCUACAGCCAGAUUGACGACAAGCGAACUGCUAUUGACAUUUCUAUCGUGAAACACGAGUUGUCAAAGGGCGGAACCGUUAGGUGGAUUGACGGAAGGAAUAUGAUUUCCGAUUCGCUGACCAAAAGCACCGGUGGCAACUAUCUGCGGCAUGUGAUGAUGAAUGGCCGGUGGACGUUAAACGAGCUCGGAUUUGACAAGCUCUCACGGGAGGCAGAGACCUCUCAAGAGCCUGAGCGAAAGCCGGAGGAGUCGGUGGAGUCCGUCGACUUCAUCGAAGCAUCCAGCGAGCCUUUCUCCCUGCCGGAGCCCCUGCGGGGCCGCCUGGGCACGCAGGAGAGUGUUGGGCCCCUCCGCGGCCGUGUUUCCAUGGUCGACCCAGGGCUAAUCCGGCAGCAUAUCGAGGCCCACGAGACUCGGAACAACCGGCUCGUUCGGGCUAUGUCGUCGCUUCAGAGCGCAGACUUGCGGACGCGGGCACGGGAUGCGGUUCAGUCUGGCGUUUUCAACGCCAUGAUCUUGUUCCUGAUUGUCGUCAAUGCCAUCUUGCUGGGAGUGGAGAUACAAGUGAGCUCACACAUCGGCGAAGAUGACAUACCCUCUUGGUUCAUGGUGGUGAACACGGGCAUCGUGGGCAUCUUUGUGAUAGAGAUCAUUCUGAAACUCGUGGCCUUGGGCUGCCACGAGUUCUGGCGCGGCCCACAGGCAGGCUGGAACAUGUUCGACGUGAUCAUCGUCGCUUUUUCUGCCUUGGAGGUGGUCAUCGACCUCUUUGCGCAGACGCUGGCUGCGAGCAUGUGGGGUGCGGAUGCAUGGUCCUUCAUGCGAACGCUUCGACUGGCACGGGCGCUGCGAGGCUUGCGCUUCUUCCGGAUGAUCCGGUACUUCAGCGCACUGAGGGCAUUGAUCCUCUCCAUCGUCAGUACCAUGAGCUCCCUGCUCUGGACGUUGGUGCUCCUCUUCCUCCUCUUCUACAGUUUCUCCGUGAUCAUUAUGCAGAUGGUCUCCGACUAUUGCCGGUAUCUUGCGGUGAUAAGGAGCAGCGACAAGAAUGCCGUGCCUGAGUGUCCGGAAUCCCUGCGCUUGCACUGGCCCGGCGUCGCCGAGUCCAUGCUUACCCUACUCUUCGCCAUCACGGACGGCAUCUCGUGGGAGCAAGCGCUGAAUCCGCUGCGCGAGGUCUCCUUGCUAGCCGUCGCCGUCCUGAUCUUUUACAUCAUCAUCAGCUUUUUUACGAUCUUGAAUGUCGUCACUGGUGUUUUUGUGAAUACCGCCAUCGAGAGAGCCAGCUAUGACAGGGACAUUGCGUCUUUAAAG